GCGCGUCCGCGGCGCCGUGACUCGGCGGCUCCGCAGCGGCUGCAGCGGGAGGACCCGGCCGGAGCCGCCGCCGCCGCCGCCAUCGCAGCCGGGCGGCCGGGCCCCCGCCGCCGGGAUGCCGAGGAGCCGGGGCGGCCGCGCUGCGCCGGGCCGGGCCGCGCGCUGGAGCGCCUGGCGGGCCCCGGGGCGGCUGCUGCCGCUGCUGCCCGCGCUCUGCUGCCUCGCGGCGGCGGCGGCGGGGGCCGGGGAGCCGGCCGGGGCGGACGCGCCCUUCGCCGGGCAGAACUGGUUGAAAUCAUAUGGCUACCUGCUUCCCCAUGAGUCACGGGCCUCUGCGCUGCAUUCAGGGAAGGCCUUCCAGUCAGCUGUCUCUACCAUGCAGCAGUUCUACGGGAUCCCAGUCACCGGUGUGUUGGAUCAGACAACAAUCGAGUGGAUGAAGAAACCUCGAUGUGGCGUCCCUGAUCACCCCCACUUGAGCAGGAGGCGGAGAAACAAGCGCUAUGCCCUCACUGGACAGAAGUGGAGGCAGAAACAUAUCACCUACAGCAUUCACAACUAUACCCCAAAGGUGGGUGAGCUGGACACACGGAAAGCUAUUCGUCAGGCUUUCGAUGUGUGGCAGAAGGUAACCCCGCUGACCUUUGAAGAGGUACCGUACUAUGAGAUCAAAAGUGACCGGAAGGACGCAGACAUCAUGAUCUUCUUUGCUUCUGGUUUCCAUGGUGACAGCUCCCCAUUUGAUGGGGAAGGGGGAUUCCUAGCCCAUGCCUACUUUCCUGGCCCAGGGAUUGGAGGAGACACUCACUUUGAUUCAGAUGAGCCCUGGACGCUAGGAAAUGCCAACCAUGAUGGCAAUGACCUUUUCCUGGUGGCUGUGCAUGAACUGGGCCAUGCACUGGGCCUGGAGCACUCCAAUGACCCCAGUGCCAUCAUGGCGCCCUUCUACCAAUACAUGGAGACGCACAACUUCAAGCUGCCCCAGGAUGAUCUCCAGGGCAUCCAGAAGAUUUACGGACCCCCAGCUGAGCCUCUGGAGCCCACAAGGCCUCUUCCUACACUCCCGGUCCGCAGGAUCCAUUCACCGUCUGAGAGGAAACAUGAGCGGCAGCCCAGGCCCCCUCGGCCACCUCUGGGGGACCGACCGUCCACUCCAGGUGCCAAACCCAACAUAUGCGAUGGCAACUUCAACACGGUGGCCCUCUUCCGGGGCGAGAUGUUUGUGUUUAAGGAUCGCUGGUUCUGGCGCCUGCGCAAUAACCGGGUGCAGGAGGGCUACCCCAUGCAGAUUGAGCAGUUCUGGAAGGGCCUGCCCGCCCGCAUAGAUGCAGCCUACGAAAGGGCUGAUGGAAGAUUUGUCUUCUUCAAAGGUGACAAGUAUUGGGUAUUCAAAGAAGUGACGGUGGAACCUGGGUACCCCCACAGCUUGGGAGAGUUGGGAAGCUGCCUGCCCCGUGAAGGAAUCGACACGGCUCUGCGUUGGGAACCUGUGGGCAAAACCUACUUUUUCAAAGGCGAACGGUAUUGGCGCUACAGUGAGGAGCGGCGAGCCACAGACCCUGGCUACCCCAAGCCCAUCACCGUGUGGAAGGGCAUUCCGCAGGCUCCACAAGGGGCCUUCAUCAGCAAGGAAGGAUAUUACACCUACUUCUACAAAGGUCGGGACUACUGGAAGUUUGACAACCAGAAACUGAGCGUGGAGCCAGGCUACCCACGCAACAUCCUGCGCGACUGGAUGGGCUGCAAGCAGAAGGAGGUAGAGCGGCGAAAGGAGCGGAGGCUGCCCCAGGACGACGUGGACAUCAUGGUGACCAUCGAUGACGCACCGGGUUCCGUGAAUGCUGUGGCUGUGGUUGUCCCCUGCACCCUGUCCCUCUGCCUCCUGGUGCUGCUCUACACUAUCUUCCAGUUCAAGAACAAGGCGGGUCCUCAGCCCGUCACCUACUAUAAGCGGCCAGUCCAGGAGUGGGUAUGAGCAGCCCAGAGCCCUCUCUGUCUACUCAGUCUGGCCAGCCAGGCCCUUCCUCACCAGGGUCUGAGGGGCAGCUCUAGCCACUGCCCACCGGGGCCAGCAGGGCCCUAGGCCAGGUUCAUGUGUAGCUGAAGUGGUGGGUGCAUUGGUCUAGGCUGAGUGUGGGGCAGGGAGUGAUGGUGGCUGUGUCCCGGGGCUGGGUAGCUGGCACCCAGCUGCCAGCCUUCUGUCCUGGGUACACCACUCUCUACUCAAGGGAAUAGGCCAGGCCCCGUCGUGAGGCAAGGAUCGUGCCAGGAGGUGCCCCUGAGGUCACUGCAUCCCGCAGUGUCUGCAAGGUACUGCAGCUCCAGUCCUGGCUGGGACCCAGUCCUCUGAGGCAAGCCAGCACUAGCUCUCAACCCCGCCCCCACCCCCCACCCCAAGAUGCCACCAAUCCCAGUCCCUCUGCCAACACCUGCUGGUCAGAUGUCCCCUCGCCCCUACCCACUAUCCUCCAAGGCUACUGUGCCCCUGCUGCCAGCACAGUGGGCAAAGGCCUAGGUUUCCCCUGCUAGCCAAUAGCAGAUUCCUCAGGAAACCUGCUCUGCUUGUCAGGUCUCCUCUGAGACCCAGGACUUAGGGUCACAUGCUGCAGGCAAGGCUGUGGCCCAGCUGGAUCUCACAAAGACCCAGCUGUCAUGUCGUGAAUAUUUAAAUGUCCUGUCACUACUGUUUAAAGUCCCAUUUUGCAAAGUCUACUUGAGGCUUUAGGUCAACUAGAGGUGACUGUCUUGGUGACGAGGCCAGUGUGGUGGCCCUUCCCCAGGCACUAAGGACCAUGGUGCUGCAAAGGCCACGCUAGCAUCCUGAGAGUAGCGGUUGCCCUGUUCAGGAGGUUCAACAGCUUGGGCAGGAGCUGACCCUGGUUCUGGAGGCAGAUCCAAGUUUGUGACCAUCUUCUACUCCCCUUCUGUUAAUGUCCCCACCCUGCUCCAGCCUGUCUUUUGUGCCCUGGGGGCUCAGCCUGACUGGCUAGGUAAAGCAGAGAUGGCUCUACCACUGUCAUAGCCUCAGAGUAAGGGACCAGGGAAGUCACAUCCCCAGUGACCCUAAGGCAACUCAAUUUCUCAGCCUGGAGGCCACGUUUGCACUCCUCCCUUGACCCUGGCACCCCAGCUCACUUGGCCCAUCUUCCUGCACUGCUCCUAGGAAAAGGGUACCUCACGCUGGUAGCAGCCCUGAGCUUAGGAGUUUCCCCUCACCCCUACCCCAUCCCACAUUAUUAUGAUUUAUCCCAAGGCCCUUUAUAUCUGACAGGAGUUCCCAGGCCUUGGCACGGUUGCUCCAGCCUGGCAACCAUGCUUGUCACUAGGCAAGAUCAGUGGAUGCAGUGAUGCUCGCUGGCUCUCUGCCAAGCCCCCAUUGGUAAGAGGCAGCUGUCGGGGUGCUAGUGGGUCGUCAAGACACCAACCCUGGCCUCCGAGCCUACACAGGCCAUGGCCCUGCCCUGUGGCCUCUGGGAUUUGGGUCAGCUUGCCCUGUAGCACAGGCAGGGACUCUUGCUGCCCUGGGAGCUGUUGAGUAAAUCUCUUGUCCCAGAAACAUCUGGGUCCACUGUAUCCCAUCAUCACCAUCCCGUUUUUUCUCAUUUCGGCCAAGGGCAGGCUCCCUGGGGCAGGCAGGGAACAGCUGCAGAGAUUUAGUGAUUCAUAGGUUUGUACAGUGUUUUAUACUUUGCAAAGCACUUUGUUAGCUCACGCCUGCCCACUCACAUGAAAGCCCUGUAGGCCGAGGCUGAGGGGAAGGCUCACCUUGUCCUCAGACGAAGCACAGGUCUUGGUAUCUGCCCCUGCCAUCCCGUAGCCCUGGCUGUGGGCCCUUCUAGUCCUCUCUUCCAGGCCUCUCUCCCCAUCUCCCAGGCCCUCUCCUCAGGUUGGUGCUCUCACUUCCUGAAAGCUCUAGGCCCCGCAGGCUCCCUGCUGGCUCCUGGUACUCCAAGGCCAGUUGAGAGAGGGCAGGAGAUGGAGGCAGGCAGCCUAGGCUGUGGAUGGGAGGGAUGCAGGGCCGGGCCCAGAGGGACUCAGCCUAGAGGCUUCCAAUCUUGGACUCUUCUGCCUGCUGUCAUCUGUUUGUCCAUCACCCAGGUCAGAGCAGUCAGAGGGGCAAAGCAUCGGGGCUUCCAGAGCUCAGUUUCCCCUCAACCUGGGUGACAUCACAGCAUUUCAGUGUCGGUCACAUUUUAAACUGAUCAGCCUUUGUACAAUGUUUUUUAAAUCAUUUCUAAAUAAAACAGAAAUACAGUGUC
Messenger RNA from Meriones unguiculatus (Mongolian gerbil), 4259 nucleotides. It is a transcript of the gene Mmp24, whose product is annotated as matrix metallopeptidase 24. The transcript is spliced from 9 exons. Gene Ontology annotation, molecular function: metalloendopeptidase activity; zinc ion binding. Lineage: Eukaryota; Metazoa; Chordata; Mammalia; Rodentia; Muridae. The record is from RefSeq and is a predicted model, not a curated record. Gene Ontology annotation, cellular component: extracellular matrix. Bases 116 to 1975 code for a protein of 619 amino acids. Gene Ontology annotation, biological process: extracellular matrix organization; proteolysis; collagen catabolic process.